Staurois parvus is the source of this 474-nucleotide messenger RNA. Lineage: Eukaryota; Metazoa; Chordata; Amphibia; Anura; Ranidae. The record is from the annotation of a GenBank genome assembly.
GGUGUUCCAAUCCCUUCCAUAUCAUGUGAUUCAGGUGUUCCAAUCCCCUCCAUAUCAUGUGAUUCAGGUGUUCUAAUCACCUCCAUAUCAUGUGAUUCAGGUGUUCCAAUCCCCUCCCAAUCAUGUGAUUCAGGUGUUCCAAUCCCCUCCAAAUCAUGUGAUUCAGGUGUUCCAAUCCCCUCCAAAUCAUGUGAUUCAGGUGUUCCAAUCCCCUCCAAAUCAUGUGAUUCAGAUGUUCCAAUCCCCUCCAAAUCAUGUGAUUCAGGUGUUCCAAUCCCCUCCAAAUCAUGUGAUUCAGGUGUUCCAAUCCCCUCCAAAUCAUGUGAUUCAGGUGUUUCAAUCACCUCCAUAUCAUGUGAUUCAGAUGUUCCAAUCCCCUCCAAAUCAUGUGAUUCAGGUGCUCCAAUCCCCUCCAUAUCAUGUGAUUCAGGUGCUCCAAUCCCCUCCAAAUCAUGUGAUUCAGGUGCUCCAAUC